This is a messenger RNA of Rhineura floridana, 7776 nucleotides long. RefSeq names its product centriolin (gene CNTRL). Lineage: Eukaryota; Metazoa; Chordata; Lepidosauria; Squamata; Rhineuridae. The transcript has 44 exons. The record is from RefSeq and is a predicted model, not a curated record. Gene Ontology annotation, molecular function: protein binding. The coding region runs from base 374 to 7393 and encodes 2339 amino acids.
AUGGCGUCGCCGGGCAGUUAAAGGAGCCGCCUGUCACGUGAGCGUGGGGCAACUCCUUAGCAGAGAGCGCGGGAGCCGCUGGCUUCCUUUAUAUUUUUAUUUUCUUUGAGUCUCCAAUCCGAGGGGGAGAACCAAGGUGGAAGUGGAGAAGGUCAAACAAUAUAUAUAUAUAUAAAAAGAGAGGCGGACAGAGCGUUGCCCCGCUUUCACCCACACCCCCAACGACGGCGAUGAUGGUGGAGUCCGGGCCGCUCCCCAGUGGGUUGCCAUGACGACGGGCGUAAUCAAAGCGGCGGUGGAGGGGGAAGUCAGCCAGGCCGGAGGGGACGAAGUGGUCCAGUUUUUCACAUAAUGCUAUGCAGCAUUCUGUGCAAUGAGGAAAGGCCGUCCACAAAGACCAUUGCCUAGAAAGAGGCAGAUGUCUCCAUCUCGCACUCGGAGUCCAAUGUCUACCGUGAGUUCGAGCAGCAGGUCACCAUCUCUGCUGAACAGACAAGGAAUUCCAACUACUUACCUAACGACGGGGCAAAGGUGUCAAGGAGAUGCAGCUGAAGAAGGCGAUGAUGCAAGAAUUCCCUCUGAAUGUUCAGUUGGACAAGGUGACAAUUGUAUCAGUCCAGGUAUCAGGUACAUAACAGAAACUCUUAUUAAGAAGCUGACCAAACAGGAAAAUGUGGCACGCGUAACUACUCUGAAUCUUUCCCUUGCCAGAGAUGGAGGAAAGAAGUUUAAGUACAUAGAAAAUCUGGAGAAAUGUGAUAAACUAGAGGUCCUCAAUCUCAGUAACAAUCUGAUUGAGAAGAUUGAAAAACUGGACAAACUUUUAAAGCUAGGUGACCUCAAUCUUUCAUACAACAAAAUAAGUAAAAUAGAAGGUAUUGAACACCUACACAAUUUACAGAAGCUGAACCUUGCUGGGAACGAGAUUGAGCACAUCCCAGUGUGGAUGGGGAAAAAACUCAGGUCCCUGCGCAUCCUGAAUUUGAGAAAAAACAAAAUAUCAUCACUCCAUGAGGUAGCUAAACUUAAAUCUCUUAAAGAUUUGACUUCUCUGUUCCUGGCAGACAAUCCUGUCGUAAACCUGUCUCAUUUCCGUCUGUAUACCAUAUUCCAUUUGAGGUCACUGGAAGAUCUUGAGGGACAGCCAGUGACAAACUGUGACAGGGAAGAAGCUCUUGAGAGGUUUAAUCUAGAAGAGAUAGAAAAUCUAGAAAAGGAUUUGGAGAAAACUAUGAAAGAGAUGGAGGACCUUAAAAUGAAACAAUCUAACCUGCUUGAACAACUUCAGCAACAAGAUAACCUGAACACAUCAUUAAAACAAAACAACUUGCAACAGAAACAAAGAUGUAAAGACCUGGAGAGUGAGCUGGAGACAAAAAAUGAGCUGCUAAAGCAGAAGACAAUGGAAUUAACCCGAGCCUGUCAGAAACAAUAUGAGUUGGAGCAAGAACUGGCUUUUUAUAAGAUUGAUGCCAAGUUUGAGCCAUUGGGUUAUUAUCCGGCAGAGGAUGUUGAACUUGAUGAUGUACCGGGUGAAAGCCCUUACAUUGGGAAAGCUAGAUACAAAAGGAACAUGUACGCUGUGGAAGGUUUCAUCCCCAAUAAGGCUCAGAAAAUGCAAGUGGGAAACCUGGAAGAGGAAGAGCAACAAAAAAUUCAGAAGCUGAAACUGAAUAUUCUUCAGUCGCUAGAUGCACAACUAGAGGAAAAAGAGAGAAAGAUUAAAGGAGCCGAAGAAAAAUUGGCGGAAUUGCAUAGUGAAGCAGCAAAUGCACAGCACCGUGUUUUAAAAGCAACAGAGGAGCUAAAACUAGUCCAAGAUGCUGUGGCUCAGAAAAAGAUGUCAGAAGUGGAAAAGGAUUGUCUCCGACAACAGCUAAGCAGCAAGAUACUUCUUCUGAAUCAGCUACGAGAAGAAGCUCUAGAACUAGAGAAACAGAUGGAAAGGCAGAGGCAGGACAUGGCCAGAAAAGAGAAGGAGUUGGAAGACCUGCAGAGUUUUAUAGAUUCUCUGGAUCCGAAAGACCCAAGACAUGCGCAUAUGAAGGCUCAGAAAGCAAGCAAGGAACAGCAACUUGAUAUGAUGAACAAGCAUUGCAAGCACCUUGAAAGCCGCCUGGAUGACAUGCUGUCUCGGAUUGCAAAGGAAACUGAGGAAAUCAGGGACCUGGAGCAACAACUCACAGAUGGCCAAAUAGCAGCCAACGAUGCCUUGAAGAAAGACUUGGAAGGAAUUAUCCUUGGGUUACAGGAAUAUCUGGAGAGCGUUAAGAGUCAGGCCAAGCAAACCAGUGAUGAAUGCAAGGAGCUGCAGAGGGAUAAGGAGGCUUUAUUGCAAAGGUUGGAGGAACUGGAGGAUGAGAGAAACCAGCUGGAAAUAGUUGCCAUGGAUGCAGAAAACCUGAGAAAAGAAAUGGCAGACAUCGAACAGGCACUUGAGGAGCAGCGAGAAUUCAACGAGGCCCUGCAAGAGGCCCACAGGGAACUUAGCACUUAUGAAGCUGAGCUGGAGGCUGAACUGAAGGCCCGAGACGCUGAAGCCAAUCAGCACAAGGAAGAACUGGAGAGGCUAAAACAACUUAGUCAACUGGAACAUUCUGCCCUCCAAGCUGAACUUGGCAAAGAAAGACAGGCCUUAAAAAAUGCCUUAACCAAAGCACAAUUAUCGGAAGAGAGAGAACAGGAAAAUAAGAAACUGCUUUCUCAGCUCAAACAACUGCAGAAAGACAAUGAUCUUUUGAAACAACAGCUUAAGGAUACUCAAAAUCAACUGAAUCAUGCAGUCAGUAGUUUAAUUCAUCCUGAAGAAGUCUUGGCUCGUGUGAGUGAACUCAAAAGAAAGCUGCAGACUGGGGCAGAAAUCAGGUCUCAUAACUCAAAGGAUGUUUUAGGGGAAGGCCUUGCAGAUCUACAGAAACAGUUUGAUGAGAUCCUUGCUCAUUCUCAGCAAGAAAAUGAGGCAGUCCGGGCCAGAGAGAGAGAGCUGCAGAAGGAGCUGGCAUCCCAGCAAGCUAAGCUGGAAGAGGCACAAGAAAAAUACAGGCUGGCCUGCAACAGAGCUGCAGAAGCCAAGAUUAAAUCUGAGAAGAGACAGAAUGAAGCCAGAGUUCAACAACUAGAGAAUGAAAUCCAGCACCUCUGUGAAAACCUGAAGAGCAUGGAGGAAAUCCAGGGCCUCACAGAUCAGCAGCUUCAAGAAGCUGAUGAGGAGAAAGAGAGAAUUCUUGCUCAGCUGCAAGAUCUGGAGAAUAGGAAAAAAGUGGAAGAUGCCAAAGCACGAAUGCAAUUUCUUGAUAUCGAUAAAGAACUGAGGGAGUUAAAGAGAGCAAUAUCAGCUUCAGAUAAACAAGCAGCAGCAGAUCUCUUUGCAGCCAAAGAUCAGCUCAGGUCACUUCACGGGACUGUAUGCAAAAUUAACCAGGAACGCAGCAAGGAACUUCAGGAAGCAGAAAAAUUCUGUAUGCAGGCCACUGAGGCUUCUAAAGAUCUUGCCAGAGCAGAAGCAGAAAUAGAAUUGUUGCAGAAACUUCUGAAAGAAAAGGAGGAGUGGUUUCAGAGUGAAAUGGGAAAGGCUGAUGCUGAGACUGCAGCUUCAGCUUUUCGAAAAGAGGAAAUGGAUAAGUUAAAGGAGCUGCUGAAAUGCCACAAAGAAGAAAUUGACCGACUGCGCAGUGCAUUAGAGCAGGCUCGGACAGGCAAUAGGGAAGAAAUUGACAGCAUAUUGAAUGAAAUUUCUGCACUCAAGCAUGCCAUCUCUCACCAGAAUGAUGCUAUCACCAGCAUAAUGGAGCCGAUCAAACAGAGAGGACAUCUGUAUUAUAUGCCAUCAUUAUCACAAGCAACUACUCCGGCAUCUCAGAGUACCAAGGAUUCCGGCGUUGGCCUGCAGUGCCCCAUGUCGACCCCAAUUACAAAAGGACAUGGGGAGGGAGGGCAAAGCAAGAAGGAAUGUCCCAUCCCCCCUGCUGCAAGAGGGUGCAGGGUGCAUACACCAGUCAGGAGUGGCCUGCAGGAAUCUCCUUCCAAUGGAGGGAUCCAAGAUAAUGGAGAAGUGAACAUUCACAGCACCUCCUCCUUUGUGCCACCCCCCGGCUCAGUCAUUUAUACUCUACUGCCAGAUGGUGCUCCACCCCCUCAGGCAACAGUGCUGUAUGGCACAUCUUCUCCAGUCUCAGCCAGUGGAGCACUGUUUCCUCCAACUGCGGUUAUACCUGGUUCACCUCCUGCUGGAGCUCAGCUUAUAUAUAGCCCUCUUCCUGCCAACUGUUCAGUGCCUCUUGUUCCUGUUGGAGUGCAUCACUGCAACAUUCCUGAGCAUCAUAACUUGGAGAAUGAAAUCUCAAGGCUACAAGACAGCAUAGAGAAGUUAAAGUCUCAGAGACGCAAAGGCGAGUGGCGGAGACCUUCUCAUUGUGAACGUAAUAGAGAGGCGGAAGAAUUGCACCAGGGCAUUCAAGACCUGUUGAGUGAAAGAGAAGAUCUGGAGUUCCAAGUAGGAGAGCUGCGGAGGAUAGCCCAGAAACGAAACAAACGAAAAGACUUCAUUGAUGGAUGCAUGAAUGGCCUGAUUUCAGACCUGGAGUUAGAGAAAUCCCUCCAGCACCGUGCAAACAUCGUAGAUGAAAUAGAAUGCAUUGAAAAGACUCUUCUGAAGCGAAGGGCAGAACUCAGGGAGGCAGACAGACUUCUUGCUGAAGCUGAAAAUGAACUUGAAAAUACUCGGGGAAAAACCAAAGACACUAUUCAGAAAUACAACAGUGCUAAGCAACAUUUGUCUCGGACUGAGAAAGAAGCUGAAGAGCUAGAACAACGGGCCCAGGAGAUGGCUCUGAGGCUUGUAAAAGCAGAUCAGCAACUAAGAUUGCUUCAAGCAGAUGCAAAGGACCUAAAAGAGCACAAAACCAAACAAGAAGGGAUUCUGACGGAAAUCAACAAAGUCAUAUCUGCAAAAGAUUCUGAAUUUCUGUCCUUGAGCCAGAAGAUCGAAAUAUUGACUGACAGUCUUCAGAAGCUGCAGGCAGAUAUACAAGUUGCAGAAGGUAAUGAAGAUCACCACCUCCAGAUUCUUAAGGAAGCAGAAAAUAUUCUUCGGAGCAAAAAGAGUGAGCUACAGAGGCUGAAGGAUCAGACUUCAGCGCAGCAGCAAGAACUGCUAAUUUUGGACAGGCUGCUUAGUCAAAAAAAGGAAGAGCUCCUCCUCCUCCAAGAUAGCCUUGCCCAGAAAAAUGCUGACCUAACAGAAGCGCUCAGGGAUGGCGAGGCUGAAGUGGCAGAAAAACGGCGGCAAAUAAAGGAAGUGAAGUCUUUUCUAGAAGAUCUGAGUGUUCAGAAAGGAGAACUCAGUGCCCAGCUAAGUGAGAAAAGGGCCCAACUUUCUCUAGUAACGCAGGAUAUCCGAAAAGUGGAAGAGAAACUACAGGGCGUCCUGGGACAGAUAAUGAAGCAUAAGACAGAACUCAGGCAUGUUCUGGAAAUGUUGCACCUCGAAAAUGCUGAACUAGAAGGCCUAAAACUCCAGCAGAGCCAAAAAGUUGACGAAUUGGAAAAAAUGCAAGUUGCAGUCCUGGAGGAGAAACUUGAGUUGGAGACUCUCCAGCGAGCAUCCCAGCAGCAACGCGGGGAAGUGGAACGUCAAAAGCAUCUUCUUGAGAGGACCCAACAAGACGCUGAGCAGCUUAAUUCUCACCUCUGUACUCUCCAAACCAGCAUCAAGACGUUGAGCGUUGAAAAGCAGCAACUGGAGGAAAACUGUGAGAGUCUGGAGGAGAAAUUGUCACAAACUAAAAGAAACCUGGCUUCUGCUGAAAACAGCAGUAAAGCCGCCCUCACCAGCAUAGAGAAAAUGGAAUUGGAUGUCCAAAAACUGCAGAUUGAUACUGACCAACUACAAAAGCGCAAAAUAUCUUUGAAUGGAGACAUUGCAGAUUUACAGAAGCAUCUUCAUGAAAAAAAGGAGGAAAUGAAUAUACUGAAGACUGAACUGUACAAUUCCAGACAGCACCUGCAGCUAUUGGAACAGGAUGUGAAAAAUGCCACAAAGCAGAAAGGGGAGCUCCUUCAGGAACAGGCAGCCCUGAAAGAUGACAUCAGUGAAUAUGCGAGGAAGAGCAAGGAGUGCCAAGAGGCACAGAGGAGGAACGAAAACCAGCUGCAGAAGCUCUGCAAGGAAAUGGAAGCACAAGAGCUGGAACGGGCCAAACAGGAGAUGGUCCUUCAUCACCUUAGGGAGGAUGCACAGCACGAAGAAAAGAAGUUGGAAGAAUGCACAGCUAAACUGAUGUAUCAGAAACGGCUGUUGGAACAAGAGCUGGCAGAGCAACACCACCAGCUGGAGCAAGCAAUUGCUAAAGUUCAGGAGGCAGAAGAAAGGAUCCAGAAGCUUCAAGAGGAGGAGUCUUUGUGCACAGCCCUUGAAGAAACCAUCAGCAAAACCCGGCAUCAGCUCUCUGAAAAAGAACUGAAGUUGCAAGAAACAGUUGGUGAGGUUUUAUCCCUCCAAAGGGAGCUGGAACUCUCAAAGGCCAAGGAGACAGUGCUCCAUGAUCAGAUCCAAACAGAAAGGAAAAAAGCUGAAAAGCAAAUCGCUGGCCUGAAGGAAGCCAUCAAGGUGCAGAGGGCCCAGCUCGAGAGAUCGCUUCACGAACAAAAACAGGAAAACUACUGUUUACGGAAAGAAGUGACCACCAUAGAGCAAGUGGCCCAGGACAACCACCUGCGAGCAAAGCGGUUGAUGAGGGACCUUGGCCAUAUCCAAGAGGAGUACAUGCAGCUCAAGUCACAGAUGAAGAGUCAAGAGAACUUGGAGAAAGAGCAGAAAGAGAUGAAGGGCACAGUGAAGUCGCUUAAGCUAGAAGUGAAGGACAAAAUGAGAACCGGGUUGAAGGAUCUGAGCCAGUCUCCUCCAAAGCUCUUGGAACAUCUGGAGGCUGCUUUUGAAGCCAACGGAAGACCUCAGAGUGACUUGGAAAGUCUGAAGGAAAACUAUCCAUUCACAGAUAACGAGGCAAGGAUGCUGUGCUUGGAUGAAAAGCUGGACCUUUCCAAAGUCCACAUCACGGAUGAGCAAUGGCGUGGAAAAGCACGCAGAGAACAACUGCAACACCACGAAGAUCGGCUCAAGGCUCGGCUUCGGCAGUGCAUGUCGAAGCAAGUAGAGGUGUUAAUCAAAGGAAAGCAACAGACGGAGGGCACCCUCUACAGCCUGAAGAAGCAAGUCGAUGCACUGGAUGAACUGUUUAGCAGCACUUCGACAGACUCAACGUUUCCUUCCUUAAACUCCUCAGGGGUCACGGACUCUCUGCAUGAAGAGUCAAAUCCGGGAAAGAACCAGUUUUCCAGAUCUCCUGCCAGGACAUCAACACAAUCUCAAGUAAUCUGUCAGUACAAGGCAUAAUCCCAACCGACAAGCAGUGACAUAUGCAACCAUUUUGGUGGGGCCCGAGUCGCUAGCCUGGGUUCAAAGGUAUCCGAAGAUUACUACCUCAUCGCUUACAAGUCCCUGUAAGACAUUUCUAGUGUAAGCUCAGGUGUUUUCUGUGCAUACGUUGUUGAAUGUUUUUCUGAGAACUUUAGCAAUGCAUGCUAGUACUGAAAGUACAAGCCAUUGAUGUCUGGGUACUUUUGUAGUUUUUUGCAGGGGGAGAAGCAGGGUCUGGAUGCAUGGAUUUAUUUAUAUAUGGGUGAAUGGAUUUAGACUUUUUUACAUUCCUUUUUCCCAGUGUUUGGUGACAUUUUGUAUUUUAUUGGAUAUUUUCUUAAUAAAAAAGAAAAACUGUU